AUGGCCAGGUGCCAGGUGCCUUUCACGGACGGGACACCCCAUCCGCCGCAUCGCCAUGGAGACCGGGUCAUAGGCGACGUGGGAGAGGGGUUUGGGGGGGCGGCAUGCAUUAACUCCCGCAGAGUGAGGCGCGAAGGGAAAGGUUAUGUCGGAGAUGUGACGGUGGGCGAACAAACACUGCAUGUUGUUUGUGCUCACCGCGGCCCUGGAGAGGCGCGAGAGGAACGUGUCUGCCCAAACGUUCACCCGGACCUCCCACUGUCCGAGCACUUAGCCUCCCCCACCUCCCCCCCUACAUGUCUGAACCCCCUCCGCUGCAGGACCCCGGUGCGAGGGCGAGUGACCUGUAGCACCACGGCAGAGGUCUGCAGGCUGGGGGGCAGGAGGUCAGGGGGCCAGGGGAGCACAGGGGCAGAGGUCCUGGCUCGCGGGGGGAGAGGGGGAGAGGGGUCACCGUCUGCCCGUCUGCAGGACCCCGUGUUUACAACGGCAGCUCGAGCCAAGUUCAAGGGGAGACUGGGACACCAGGCUAGAUUAAGGGGCCAAGCAAGAGGAGGGUGGCAGGGGACCAAGGGAGAACAGGAGGACGGCCAGAUCAUCCACACCAUCUCCCACAACCGAGCGGCCCCUGCACCUCCAAGGCAAAGUCAUCCCCACUGUACCCCCCCUCGCUUGGCACCUCCAUGGGAUCUCCUCGCGAGCCUCGCCCUUGCCUCUCGCUCCAACCCCAGCGGGACGCGUCAAUGUGUGGAGAGAGAAAACACAUGCCAUCCACGGGAGAAUGAGACGUCCUGGCAGUGA
This is a messenger RNA of Knipowitschia caucasica, 801 nucleotides long. The record is from the annotation of a GenBank genome assembly. Lineage: Eukaryota; Metazoa; Chordata; Actinopteri; Gobiiformes; Gobiidae.